This is a messenger RNA of Hyla sarda, 3832 nucleotides long. It is a transcript of the gene KHDRBS2, whose product is annotated as KH RNA binding domain containing, signal transduction associated 2. Gene Ontology annotation, molecular function: poly(A) binding; mRNA binding. Gene Ontology annotation, cellular component: nucleus. Gene Ontology annotation, biological process: regulation of alternative mRNA splicing, via spliceosome. Bases 248 to 1291 code for a protein of 347 amino acids. The transcript is spliced from 15 exons. The record is from RefSeq and is a predicted model, not a curated record. Lineage: Eukaryota; Metazoa; Chordata; Amphibia; Anura; Hylidae.
GUGUGAUUUCAUUCCCUCCAGCGGCCAGCAGGGGGCGCGCUCAGUACUGGCAGCCGUAGUGGUUACUGUUGUGCUCCUCACUCAUUCCCGAAGAGACACACGGCUCAGGGAUAGAGGACGAGGCAGCGCUGUGCUCCCGGGCUGCUCUGCUCACCUCUCUGGAGCACUGGCUGCAUCUCCCCCUCAUACACAGGACUUCUCUGUCAGGCUCCACACUUCACAGGGACAAGGUUGGGUGGAAGCUGUUAUGGAAGAGGAGAAAUAUCUGCCAGAGCUGAUGGCAGAGAAGGACAUCCUGGACCCAUCAUUUGUGCAUGCAAUGCGCCUCCUGGCCGAAGAAAUAGAAAAGUUUCAAGAGUCGGAGGCAAAAAAAGAAGAUGAGGAAAAGAAAUACCUAGACAUCAUCAGCAACAAAAAUAUAAAACUAUCAGAGAGAGUACUGAUACCAGUUAAACAGUAUCCAAAGUUUAAUUUUGUGGGUAAGCUACUUGGCCCAAGAGGGAAUUCUUUAAAAAGAUUACAAGAAGAAACUGGAGCAAAAAUGUCUAUCCUGGGAAAAGGGUCAAUGAGGGACAAGGCAAAGGAAGAAGAAUUAAGGAAGAGUGGAGAGGCAAAAUAUGCACACUUGAGUGAUGAACUCCACGUAUUAAUUGAAGUAUUUGCUCCACCGGGAGAAGCCUAUUCACGAAUGAGUCAUGCUCUGGAAGAGAUUAAAAAAUUUCUUGUUCCGGAUUAUAAUGAUGAAAUUCGACAAGAACAAUUAAGAGAGCUGUCCUAUUUAAAUGGUUCUGAAGAGUCCAAUCGUGGAAAAGUAACAAGGGGUAGAGGAAUAAGAUUGGUUGCAACCACUGUAGCCAGGAGUCGUGGAGGGGCCACACCACAUCCACUGUCUGGACGUGGCACGCCAGGACUGAGAAGUUCUCCAGUAUUACGAGGAGCAUUGCCUCUACCACCUGUAGCUCGUGGUGUUCCUGCAGCACGGGCAAGGGGAGUUCCAACUGCACCUGGUUUUAGAGCACCACCACCUGCCAUUGAGACGUAUGAUGAUUAUGGCUACGAUGAUGGCUUUGGAGAGGAUUAUGAUGAGCAAAGCUAUGAGGAUUAUGAGAACAAUUACUCAACACAGCUACAGAGUGUUCCAGAAUAUUAUGACUAUGGACAUGGGACAAAUGAAGAAAACUACAACAAUUAUGGGGAGGAAGAAUGGUCCUCAUCCCGAUCCAGUUUAAAGGCACCACUACAAAGAACAACUAGAGGCGGUUACAGAGAACAUCCGUACGGUAGAUACUGAAGGUCUUCAGCAUUUGUGGCCUCCUCUUAGAGACAAUAAAUUGCCUUAUGGCUCUGCAUAAAAAAGCAACAUGACAAAUAUUACGCUUAGCCAAGAGCUGAGGAUUUAAAGUAGAGGGAAAGCUUGAUACGAAGUUUAUCCUUUUUAAGAAGAAACUGCAGUAAGGGUCCUACAGCAUAAAUAUUGUGCUGAAUGAAGUUGGAGAGUCAUCCUAACUAUUCUGUUCUGAUAUCCGUUCAUUGGACUAUGCCUGGACACAAGAAGAAGAAUUACAGUGCCAUAAAAGGAGAAGUAACAUCUAACUGAAAUAUAUGAAGAAAUGGGUCAGCUGAUGGAUAUAACUGACACAUCAACAAUCUUCUCAACAUAAACAGGAAGCCUGCAUCAUAUAGCUGCAAAAUCAAUCACAAAAGGGCAAGUUAUCCUAUGCAUUGAAUCAUUGAAUCAAACCCUCCCUUUUUUGAUAACCCUAUAUAACAAUGUGUUUCCUGAAUAAAGUAUGCCAGUGUGCGCUUCCACCUCGGCUGAGUGAGGAGUUUAUACCAACUCUGUUUCUGGUGUCAGUUCCUGUUGCUGGCACUCAGCUAUUUAUCUCAAAUUAGGACAUCAUCAGUCACUCACGAUUGUGGUUGAACCAGAACCCAACCAAGUCUUGACACAUUCAUCCCCCACCCCUGCUUCCAUUGACCAUCCACCCCUGCUUCCAUUCACCAUCCACGCACACCCAUUAUUGUUUCCAUUGUUUCUCCCCAACCCCAGUAUUUUUUUAAAUAAAAGCAGCCAUUUUUCCCACCGGAGCCCAGCAGCACCCCUGGCAGUACCUCCCGGCACCCUGGGGUUCCGUGGCAUCACAGUUGGGAAUCACUGCUCUAUAGGAUUGAAUAAAGAAUAGGAAUAGGGAAGAGGAGUCAAGUCAGAAAACUUACAAGCCUCUAGCCAGAAAAAAUAAAACAUUCCAUAUGUAUGAUAGAUUAGCCCAGUGUUUUCCGAACAGUGUGUCUUCAGCUGUUGCAAAACUACUAGCAUGCCCAGACAGCCAAUGUUCGCAACAUGGCCUGCACAUUGGUAUAUGCAUGGGGGCAUAGGAUCUGUCACGUGCAUUCUCCAGCAUAUGGAAACACAAGCUUAGUCAAUUGCACUUUACUAAAAGGCUUUUUUUUUUAUAAUAGGAAUCAACACAGUUUAUUUGCUCUAAAUAUUUCUAAAUAAAGCUAUGAAGUGUUUGGAAAAACUUGUACUAUUAAGCUGUGCUCGCACAAAUGUACGGCAUUAAAAUGUCCAGAUUCUAGUAAUAAAAAUAGUUCCAAGACAUUUGGCUAGAAAUCUUUUACUUCUCUUCAAUAAAAUCUCAGAUAGACAGUUUUUUCUGUAUCUUUGCACAAUAGAAAUCAAUGAUGAAAUACCUUUUUAUCUUGUAACAUUAUGUACAAAUGCGGUGUAAACUGGGAAUAAUAUACACAUAUUUAAAAAACAUAUAUAAAUAAAUAUGUGUGUGUGUUCAACCAAACUGUAAAGGGAAACUGACAAGCUGUUCACCUACACUAAACUCAAUAUACUGGGUUAUAGUUCUGGUGCAUAUCAUUAAAAUGCGGAGUCACUUACUUGAAUUAAGGAAGUAUUGUCAGCAUUACACAAAGUUUCCCCUUUUUUGUUGUUGAAAAAAUGCCAAUAAAAAUGCCCAUUCUGCCGCAUGGCAUUUAAAAAAAAUAAAUUUUUAAACGUUGUGGCCAGAUGUUAGCUGUCACUUGGCAUAGCAUUGUUUUUACCCAUUUGGCAGUUUUUAUUCUUUUUUGGACUUUAGUGAUCCAAAAAAGGGAUGGAGAUAGCUGUUUUUUAUUUUAUUAAAUUCCAUAGGUUCCCAUUAAAAAAAUAAAAUAAAUAAACAUACGGUAAACAUAGAUAAAGAUAGAAACAUAGAAUACGUUGGCAGAUAAGAACCAUUUGGCCCAUCUAGUCUGCCCAAUAAUCUGAAUCCUAUCAAUAUUCCCUGGACCUAUCUUAUCUGAAGGUUAGCCUUAUGCUUAUCCCAUGCAUGUUUAAACUCCUUCACUGUAUUUGCAGCAACCACUGCUGCAGGAAGGCUAAAGUUUACAUUAAUUUUAAACCUUCGCCCCUAUAAUUUAAAACUAUGUCUUCUUGUGGUAGUUUUUCUUCUUUCAAAUAUGCUCUACUCCUUUACUGUGUUGAUUCCCUUUAUGUAUUUAAAAGUUUCUAUCAUACCCUCUGUCUCUUCUUUCUUCCAAGCUAUACAUGUUAAGGUCCUUUAACCUUUCCUGGGAGACCAGAAAAGAAGACUGCAGCAGAGCAGCAGAAGAAAGGAAAAUAGACAUUCCAAAUAAAUUAUAUAUUGAAUAACAUAUAUAAUAUGUCGCUGGGGCCUGACGAAGCACGAUACGGUGCGAUACGGCUGUGGCCCGACGCCUGACUUCCCCCUGUAACAUCUUCAGCAUCCCGCUGCUUCCUCGCUUGACCGCGAUGUUCUUCGGUAGAAUCACCUCCAGCAAACCGGAUUUUAUUUUUUGACAUACACUUGAAAUGUCA